AUGUGGUCGAAUUCCGGUGAGUUAUUUUUAAGAGAAUGCGAUGGGGCACGUUCUCACAAAACUGGGCGCCAAAUUCAAAUCCUCGUUUUUUUAAAAACUCGUUGCUGCAAUUUGCCGUUGAAAUAAAUAUUUUUAUAUAUAUAUAUAUAUAAAUCGAUAUAUCUUUUUCUUGCUUUUUUUCAUGAAAAGUUGAGCCUCUGUGUGGUAUUGUUCAAAAUAAUUUAAGCUUAACUUUAAACUUCGCGAAAUUAAUUAGCAAUCCAAGCACCUUUUAACUUAUUUGUUCAUUUAUAAUAUUUUUUUAAAGCAAUGUUUGCUGGCGCAGACCGUCGUCGGACGGCGAACGCAGUCAACCCGAGGCUUCACGGAGGAGCGAAAACUCCGACAAAGCCCAGAUUCUCCGAGUGCUAUCCAUCUAGCACUCAAAGGUUUUUUUUAUUUUAUGUACUUCUUCAUAGUUUUAUUGAGUCAAAUUUUAGGAGCGGAAAUCCACGCUCUAGUACUGUUGUUUCUGCCAGUCGACGCACUUCUUUUUUUCGGACGACGACGGCCGCUACUAGAGUUCAUAAUAUUGAAUGAGUUCCGAAAUUACAUCGCAUUUACAGGAUAUAAAAGCGCUGCAGAAUGAAAACAUCAAAAAGAUUCACGAAUUUCUUGUCGAUAAUGAGGGCGAUGUAAGUUAGAAGUUGAAUAUUUUCCUAGUUCUAAUUUUUAGGAAGCCGUUCCUGAAGCAAAAAUCAGAAGUCCUCAUCGUCAAGAUUUCAUCAACAUGUUCGAGAUGAUCUACCAACACGUUAGCCCUAACUUUGAAAUUCCUGCUGGCACCCGCCUUGAAGACUUGGUUAGUUUCUGAUAGUCAGGAAGGGGACUAUUUGAACGCUAAUCGGCGCUAAACAAAGAGCUAAACUUGAGAUCCCGCCGAUGAUGCGCGAGAUGGGAUAUCCGGGGACAAUAAAGGCGAGCGCAUUCAAUCCGAUGGGCGUCCCUCACAGUUGGUACGUCCUUCUCGACGUCUUGUCCUGGCUCAUCGAUUAUGUCUUGGUACGUUUUCUUGGCUAUCUAUCAGAAUUUCACUCGAAACAUCAAAUAAGGUAUUUCGUUUCAAAAUUAGAUGUUUUUUUUAACGAUUCCGAAAAAAAGUUUGGACUUCAGUAAUUUCCAAAUUUUUUUCGAUUCCUUUUUUCAUUGAAAUAAAAUUUAAUUGUUCUAAAUACAUUGAGAAGGUAGAGCUUUAUUUCAUGAACAUCUUCAAGCGUUCAAUUAUGUUUAUAUAGAACCAUACUUUGAAAGUACUGCGUUAAGUAAAGUCAAUAAUGUUUUUUUUUGCCUUUAAAAAUUUUUUAUUCUGAGUUGGAUGUCUAUUUAACGCCUAUUGAACGGCUCAAGAGGUUCCACCAGUUUUUGAAAUUAUUUGCAAUUAAACUUUGCUCUGAAGUGAAGUCUCAUGUCAUUCCCCUGAAUUGCAGCUGGCGAAAGACUUGACGAACAAUGGCCAGAAGCUCUUCACGAGCGACGAUUUCGAACGCGAGGCGACGGUCAAGGCUUUACGUUUGAGUUGGCUCGUUUCCACUUACCGGGACUACACCAAAAAUAGAUCUCAGAUCAACGAUCCGAAGUAUAUUGAACGUUUGUUUGUGGUUGGUAAAUGAGGAGACGUCUGGAAUUUUUUAGAGAAACGGAUCAAUCUGAGAAAUUUCUUCGCGCAACAGGACGACCUCGAGGGCAAACUGGAAAUGCUGGAAAAAGCAAAAGAACAGUUGGAUUACGACAUCGAAGAGAUCAGAGCGGAUGCGAGUUUUUUUUUUCGGAGUUAAAAACAUACUCUUCUCAUUUAAAAAGUUCAUGUGGGAUUUUACAAACUUCGAAAAACUGGUUUCUAAGUUUUAUGCGCUUAUCCCUUCGAUUUCAUUCUACUGGAAUAGAAAAAUUCAGAAAAAUACGGCAAAUGAAAAGUUGUUAAAACCGAAAAUAAGACAGAAGAGCUGCUAAACAUUCUUGAUUUUCGACUUCGAAACUCUUACUUUCUCCUUUUUCUUUGAAAGUUUAUCAGCAAGAACCGAUGUAAACCAAAUUCCUUAAUGAAAUUCAAAUGUUUCGAUAAAUACUAGAUGUACUGUAGCUGUGAGAAUGCAUUUUUUGAAGCUCAUUAUUUUCGUGUAAAAUAUCUUUCAAUAAUAACUUUGUUUGUGCUGUGAAUAUGAAUUCUAAUCUUACAACUUUUCACUUUAAGAAAAGGUUUCCCAAAACUUUGAAAACGGUGGAUUUUUCAAAAAAAAAAAGCAGAUUUUAAUUAUUAUGUGGAACACUGUAAAACUCUGCUGUUCUUUUGGUGGUAUGAAAAAAACACCAGCGAAAAUUCAAACGGCGACUUUUCCGAUUUUUUCAUAUCGCUAGGGAACUUUCCGACGGCCACCUUUCCGACGGAUUCCUUUCCGACUUUUUUCCCUUAUGUAUUUCGGUUUAUAAAACAUCUAUUAACAUUUAUUUUCCUAUUUCUUUGUGUUUUAAUCAUGAACCAACUACCUACUUUAUAUAGGAAGAUUUAAAACGAAGAUUUUUAUCGAGAAAAAAAGUCGGAAAAAGUUUCGCCGGAAAAAGUGGCCGUCGGAAAGUUCUCUAGCGAUAUGAAAAAAUCGGAAAAGUCGCCGUUUGAAUUUUCGCUGGUGUUUUUUUCAUACCACCGUUCUUUUGAGACCCGCCAGUGGAUUUAAUCAAAAAAUGCUCGGGUUCUAACGAAACUUGUAUCUAUCUAAAACUCUUUUAUUAGUUAGUUAGUAUCAGUUAAGAACUAUUACACAUCGCGAUAACUUUGUCUGUCUGAUCUUCGCUGCUGCGAGGAGACUUUUCUCUUUAUCGGAGUCAUUCAAUUAACUUCGCAAUCAACGAGAUUUUUCAGAACGGAGCUGAAGCGAAGCACCAAGAAGAUUUACGGCGGACUGAGGAUGACAUCUGCAAGGCUGAGAGAUGUAGGGACGACUGGAAGGUUGACUGCGAGCAGACGCGAUCUCGCUGGGUUUGGAGAGGAGCUCGUGUCUCUGAAAGGGGGACUUUUGCAGGAAAAGGUGAAAAGAGAGCUGGACGAGGUUCUGUCGGAGACGCAGGAGCUACAUGCCAUCAACGAACAGAAGAGAGCCCAGGUGGCUCUCCAGGCCCAAGGCGAGCACGGCAUCACCGGAGAACGUGCUCGGCAGAUGACCACCGAGAGGAACCAGGUCGAGCUUCAGUUUUGCCAUCUUUUUUUGUGAACAUCGUUCGUUUGAGAAGUUACAUCCUAAAAACAGGUCCAUUGUACCCGUUGUUUCUCCGUCAUACUUUUUUCUUUGCUCAUCUCGCUUUUUCACUCUUCAGUAACACUAGGUGUAGUUGUACCAAUAUUUUUAAGUUGAUGCAAGAGUGAACAUUUUUUAAGAUUGGUCACGCUUUAGUUCCUCAAUUUGUAAGACCCGAAACGGCCGCGCGUUAUGAUAGUAUAUACAUUCUCACCAAUUUCAUUGAAUUUCUCAAUCACCGAGUUGUCCAUUUCUGAAACGUCUAUUGUCAAAGUUUGAUAUUCAGAACAGAUGAAAAAGUAUAGAAAGUUUUUUGAGAAAUCGUAGAGUAGCUUUGCAGAUAUUCUUUGAAAUAGCGUGUUGAGUAUUUAUAGAUUCUUUUUAUUUUUCAGCUUUCUCACGCAAAAUUUCCUCAGCAUUCUGUAUACCUCUUCUGAAAAAGUUUCAAACUGUUUGGUCUAGUUCUAUUAAUGGAAGAGCUCCAGCGAAUCAUCUGAACACGUGUAUUCAGGAUCUGCAAACACUGUUGGACAUUGAGAAGCAGAUUUCGCAGAUCAGCAAGGAAACUUGGCUGAUAACUCCCAAAGUACGAGCCGCGUUCAAAGAGGUUUUCGCAGAGGAGAGCGACCAAGACCAUAUUCCUUCUUGCAGCAACAGCAACGAUGUGAAUCUGUCGUGAACAAACUUCUCGACCUCGCGCGAGGAUUGAACAUAACGGCGACGAUGCCGCGUGUUCCAGAAUCGGAGACGUGAGAAAUAUCUUCGUCUCGGCUUAUAAGAAUCGCUUUGAGAGAGAUGAGGAGAGAAGGAGAACGCGCAGAAGUUUUCCUCAAGGAAAUUCGAGCGGCCAUCGCACGUGAGGUCCACGACGAAAAAACGCAGAAGGUCCGCUCAGAACAGGACAACGAAAACAUCAAGUGAGUUCCAAGGUCUGCCCGACAGAAAGAAUCAUUCUGACCAUGAUCAUUAUUUUCAAGUCAUUUAUUUUUCCGAAGUUAUUUCGUUUUUUGUUCAACGCAUUUAGCAUUUAGCAUCAUGCUGAAAUAUUUCGAAGAUUCUGAUUCAAGGGGCCUAAUCGAGAUGGAAAACGAGAAGAUCGAAGAGGCGAAGAAGAAUCUGCACCGCGAAGAGAGACAACGUCGACGCGAGAAGGAGAAGUGGAAGGACCAACGUCUUCAACUCGAACAAAAUAUCGGUCAGUCCGUCUUUCUUCCACCUUUUCUUCUUUUCAUCUCUGCAUUAUUUCUCCCUAUUCUGAUAUAUUAAACUGGUUCCAGACGCUCUGGAAAACGAAAAAGAAGUCAAAGCAGAGAAAAUAAUUGAAUCGAGCCAAUAUCAACAGGUAGUCGUUUUCGAAUGAAUACAAAAUUCAGUUUUCGGUAUUCAGGCAUUGAUCCAGGAGAAUGCUGAACUCCAGAAAAUAACUGCUUUGUUGGAGGAGAAAAAGAACGAGGCGGUUGUGAAGAUUUCCGAGAAAUUGACGCCGAUGUCAGAGCAUUUGGAGCAGAUGGAGGUUUUCGACUAGGGAAAUACCAAUAAUCGGGGAUUUUCAGUGCGACAAGAUUUGGAUGAAGAAGGCGCUACUGGACCUAUCGGAAAGAUGUUGA
This is a messenger RNA of Caenorhabditis auriculariae, 4876 nucleotides long. NCBI's taxonomy places the organism in Eukaryota, Metazoa, Nematoda, Chromadorea, Rhabditida, Rhabditidae. The record is from the annotation of a GenBank genome assembly.